CCCAUUACUCUCUCUUCCCUAAAAUAAACCUCUCAUAAACCUAAACACAUGAAGGACAUUUUCAGGGCCUUCUCCCUUUUUCUCUUGCUCUCUUUCAUCUUUCUUAAACAUUAUUUCACUCUUCUCCAUAUAGACAAUAUAACUAAUUAAAUCUAUUUCUUCAACUACUCCUUUUUUCCCACUUUCUAUCUCUCAUUGUCAACACUACGAGCUAUCACUUUGAAUCUUUUCUUUUCUUUUUUGUUACUUUUUCUAAAGCCUCAUCCAUGGAGAAGAACUGUUUACGCACUGUGUAUCGUACAAGUUUAACAACAAUGAACACGUCGACGAUUGGUGGAGGAGCCAACCCCAGCGUGAAAAGCCAGAGGAACAAGGUGUGUCGGGCAGCAACCGAGGAAGAUUUCAUAAAUGGGAUUUCAUGGCCUCCAAGGAGUUACACUUGCAACUUUUGCAAAAGGGAAUUUAGAUCAGCUCAAGCUCUUGGUGGUCAUAUGAAUGUUCAUAGGAGAGAUAGAGCUUUGCUUUAUUCUCCUCCAGCUGAUGGUCAGUUCACUAAUCUCAACCUUAACCUCCUCCAUAACCCUAACCCUAAUAUCUCGUCUUACGACGAAGUCACAUUCGUCGGUCGAAAAGCUUCGGAUUUGAAGUUGUCAUCCAUGACAACUGAAAUUGCGACGAAACCUAAUAUGUUUGAGAGAGGUCAUUGGAAGAAGGGUGAGAAAUUCAAUAUUGGGUUGGAUAUUGAAAUUAGUACUACUUCUUCGACCAAUGUACUUACUGACUCCAAGAAGGAUAUUGAUUUGGAGCUUCGAUUAGGGUACUCAACUUAGAGAUCAAGAUGUGGGAUUUUUCGGUGAUUAUAUUUGACCUUGUAACAUGUUCUUCAAAAAUUUUAUUCACCGUCAUCUGUUAUAUUUUUGUAGUGUUUUAAACCCCAAGCUUAAGACAUUAUUGUUUCUAUCUUUCACUAUUUGUAUGUUUUAAUUUCAUUGGUAAGUUUAUCUUCUUUUUUCUGUCUGAUUUGGAAAAGGAUUUAAUUUCUUUCCUAACCAAACUUGUGUGUUAGUUUCUUGAUUUAGUUCCAAGAAAAUGAGAAGAAAUGUGAUUAAAUUCUCACAA
Messenger RNA from Cucumis sativus (cucumber), 1119 nucleotides. RefSeq names its product transcriptional regulator SUPERMAN. The transcript has a single exon. The record is from RefSeq and is a predicted model, not a curated record. Bases 267 to 830 code for a protein of 187 amino acids. NCBI's taxonomy places the organism in Eukaryota, Viridiplantae, Streptophyta, Magnoliopsida, Cucurbitales, Cucurbitaceae.